AUGAACGAAUCAGUAAAAUCCAGAAAUGAGUUUGUUCUGGCACCUAUUUUUGAAAACGACCAUUGGAUGCUCCUUGCAAUAUCUGUAAAAAAUUGCACCAUAUAUCACUUCGAUUCCAUUUGCUUGAGUUUAGGUCGAAAGAUAAAGAUGAAGACAAUAGUGAGACAUUUUUUUACAAGGUACAAGAUGUGUGGCAACCGUGUCAACAGGAAAGAGCCUUUAUGGAAAUAUGUGGAGUGCGCUCAACAAAAGGGAGGCCUUGAGUGUGGAUUUUACGUAAUGCGGUACAUGUUUGAUUUAGUCUCUUGCUGCAAUGAUGUUUCAGACUUAGAGAAGGUUUGCACAUCAAUGAGUGGAGAUCCUUUCACCGAUGAGCAAAUUGAUGAAAUACGAGACAAAUGGGCAUCAUACUUCACCGAACAUUGUGUGUAAUUAACGCUUCAUCGAUCUCUUUUUGUGGAUGUUUCAUGCUAUUAAAAUCAUAUAUAAUUGCCUUAUUAUAUUUUUGGUGCAAUUUUGUAACGUGUGAAGUGUAAAAGAUAUAUUUAUUAUAGACUUGAAACUAUUUAGGUGGUUUAUUUUGUAAACAUAUGAUGGUUAACUUAUAUGUAAAAAUCAAAGUUUCUUGGAAGUUAUUGGUGGUUGAUGACACUUUUGAACGUUGUAUAAAUGUGGCGUGAGUACAGGUUUUAUAUUUUUGGGAUUGUUUAG
This is a messenger RNA of Spinacia oleracea (spinach), 711 nucleotides long. RefSeq lists its product as uncharacterized. Gene Ontology annotation, biological process: proteolysis. Gene Ontology annotation, molecular function: cysteine-type peptidase activity. The transcript is spliced from 5 exons. The record is from RefSeq and is a predicted model, not a curated record. NCBI's taxonomy places the organism in Eukaryota, Viridiplantae, Streptophyta, Magnoliopsida, Caryophyllales, Amaranthaceae. Bases 1 to 432 code for a protein of 143 amino acids.